GAGCAGACUCCGACCGUGGAACUGCUCCACAGGUGAAGCGGAGAUCACUAGCUUUAAGAAGCUGGAAGAAAACUUCGUGUGCAAAAACUGGUUCACAAAUAUGGCUCUCUUCGCGUUGUUCCUUUCCGUCCACAUUGUCUCUGCAUCUGCCGUUAUUGAUGACCGGAAGCAGCUUACGGAAAAGAGCGUCACAGUUUACCCACAAGUGUUGGAGGCUCGAGAUGACGGGUCGGAAAAAGUUCUAAUUGUUCACGAAGGUUACCGCCUUCACUUAAGGAAAGCAUCCAUUCUCGCUGGCCGUCUUUUACUGCGAGAUGUAACAGAAGAUGGCGUCAUCGAGCGAUAUGUUGAUGGUGCCCACUACGAGCGACACCUGUACGAAGAUGCGAGCAAGAAAGCAUCCUUGCUGUUGAAGCCUAGUGAACACGACGAUUACUUUGUUACAGGCCUUGUAAAUUUCACCCAUCGCAUUGAGCCUGUGAUGCUUCGAGAAAGAACAUCAGUCGCAAGAACAGCACACAAGAUAUUACCAAUUGACAACUUACAAGGAUCAUGUGAGAAUGACCAAGCAAUUGAAAGCGAAUUUUACAUAGUGGAUAAAAACGAAAUGAAGAGUGGUUUUCGAGAAGCCUCGCCUCCAGAAGUUGAAAUGAGAGGAGCCAUUCCACAAAAGUUUGGUAUCGAAUUGCACUUCAUCAGUGACUACAACCACAGCAAGCACUUCGAAGGGCGAACAGACGAUCAUGUCAUGUACGUGACGCUGUUCAUGCAUUCGCAAUUGGUGUCGCCGCAGCGCUGUCGCAUUUACCGUAAUGGCGCCGAGACGGCCGCAGCCGCCGAGCAGUGCCAAGAUUACCAGCAGUGUUGA
Messenger RNA from Dermacentor silvarum, 868 nucleotides. RefSeq lists its product as uncharacterized. NCBI's taxonomy places the organism in Eukaryota, Metazoa, Arthropoda, Arachnida, Ixodida, Ixodidae. The transcript is spliced from 8 exons. Bases 101 to 868 code for a protein of 255 amino acids. The record is from RefSeq and is a predicted model, not a curated record.